This is a messenger RNA of Drosophila ananassae, 1967 nucleotides long. RefSeq names its product transmembrane protein 164. The record is from RefSeq and is a predicted model, not a curated record. NCBI's taxonomy places the organism in Eukaryota, Metazoa, Arthropoda, Insecta, Diptera, Drosophilidae. The transcript has 5 exons. The coding region runs from base 560 to 1585 and encodes 341 amino acids.
GGAAGGGGCGGCCUGUGGGGCUAACAAAAGGAAAAAUAUUGAAAAACAUUUGCCAGUCUAAAACAUGGGGCAGUAUGGGUUCUUUAUUGAGCCAUUUGUUUCUGUCUGCGUGUCCUUCCGCUUAAAGCUUUGGACUGUCGGGUUCUCUUUCGUGGCUCCGCUCUCCCUCAUUGGCUUGUGAAGUCCCCGUGCUCUUGACAAUGAACCGCACAGUGUUGCCCUCAGCACCCCCGUGUGUUGUUUUUCGUAGCAGUGCGUCUACGUGGUGCGAUGUUUGUGGCCUGAUCCGACAUUUGUCAAAGCCUUAGUGGAGAAGCUCUGAAAAGUGUGCUUCAAAUAUCGCUAACUAAAAAUACGACCAACCACUUUAUUCUCCAUUUGCCAGCUAUUACGAACACCUGAAAGGACUAACCUUCUGGAGCUAUAUUCCAAAUAAAGAAUCCGCCAUUACCAAUAAACGGGUUGACCCGGAUCAAUAAUCAAUUUGCCGAUAAAUAUUUAAGAGCUGAAGGCAGUAAUUUUGAAGGACCUAAGCACUCGGAAAGGUCAAGAGGCAAUCAUGAACUGGGACUGGGCAGUGGGGGGCAUCACAGAUGAGAUCCCUCGUACGACGGGGCCCGAGUGCAUCAAUUACAUGACGGACCGGAGGCGCUGGGUGGAAACGGUGCUGUUAUCCGCCUUGUUCAUUUUCAUCAUGCACCGCUCCUGGUUGCGGCUAGCGCCAAUAAAGCUUCCGCCUCUUCACGAGACCCAGAAGCCCCACAGUCCAACGAGACUGUUCCUCCUCAUCGCCCUAUCCAUGAUCUUCGGCAUUGAGAUGGGCUUUAAGCUGGCCGGCCGCUCGAUGAUAUUCGCUCUUAAUCCCUGCCACGUGCAGACAUGUCUGCAGAUCUAUCUCCUGGCGGCAAAGCCCACGAAGACAACGACAGCGCUGUUCCGGAUACAAAUGAGUAACUUGAAUGGGCCCUUCCUGGCGUUCCUCUUCCCUGAGGUAGAGGGACGUACGUAUCCUUUCGAGCAGUCCACUUAUUGGAUUCAGCACGCCCUGCUGUACAUCAUUCCGAUUUACAUAAUCCGGAGCGGAGCUUAUACCGUCGAGGAUCUUGGCGACUUUAACUGGUCCCACAUAGGCACAGCCUUCAUGCUGUUCUAUCAUUUCGUCCUGCUCUCCCCGCUCUCCAUAUUUACCGGUAUCAAUCUGGACCAUAUGCUUUGCGCAGCGAUGUCGGAUCCAUUCCAAGGUGCCAACUACAGGUUGUUUGCUUGUUGCCACCAAACACUGCUCUGUCCGUUGCUUAGCAAGGGCACCGUUUUGCUAUUCGGGCGUCCCAGCAGGAAAGACUUGUGUGCCGGUGAAACGGUUCCACGAUCAGGAGCUUUAACAGAUCCUGCGCUUGGAGCCGUGCACCAGUAUCACCAGUUGACAGCAGCGGAAUACCCCUCGCAGGAGGAAGCAACAGAGGCUCUGUUACGGCACAGGUACAAUGCCCAGGCAACGGCGACGACGGGAGUGGCACUCUCCCCCGACGUGGCAGAAUUGGCCAUUGGAGCGGAGUACACCAUGCCCACGACCAAGAUCGACUAGUACAUGGCUUGAAAGAGGGCCCACUGCGUCUAUUAUGUCUGUCAAUUCACGAACUGCGAAUAGCCUUUUCGGUCCACGAUUCGCAACCAGCCUCCUAGCUCGAUGUAAUGAAAUAUUUUGGAUUCACGCGAGAACUGAACAAUAAAUAGUGGAAAAAAGACGUGUAGAUAAUAACAAUUAAGGCUAAUAUUUAUGCUCAGUGAGGUUAUACUUCUAAAAAACAAUGAAACCGUUCUUAAAAUUACAUAAUUGUUCAAUAGAAACCCAUUUCUUUAAUGGUAAAUCAAAAGUAAACUCACAUACAUAGGUGAACAAAAAUUGUGUACAUUUCUUAAUGUAAGCUCCAUAAAGCAAACGAAAUAAAUUUCCUAAUUCAAACCAG